AUGGGAGUUGAGAAAAUAGAAAUGGAAAACUUAGACUCUAAACUGAUGGAGACAGGAAGAAAGCCACCUGCACCCAAACCACCAAACAAAUAUGAGAGGGUGUUCCAGCCCUGCUUAGCUGAGAUCGUGGGGACCAUGUUUUUUGUUUUCAUUGGCUGCGUGUCAGUCAUCGAGAAUGUGCCUGCAGCUGGACGCUUGCAGCCAGCUUUGGUACAUGGACUGGCUGUUGCAGUGAUGGUGGCCGCCAUGGAUAAGAUAAGGUAAUUCAUGUGAGAGAUUAAUGACCUAGAUACAGAUGCUCAGUGAAAAGGCUUUUUUUCCUACUUGUUUUGUUCUUUUUUGUCAUACUAUUUAUCAAUUUACUUAUGAAAAAAUGUGUACUUUUCCAUUUGAUCUAAGAUUUUUUACACUGUUUCUCUUCCUCAAGCGGCUCCCAUUUUAACCCACCAUUUACUAUUGCCAUCUACCUGUGUGGUGGCAUGGAGCCAUCACUGGUGGUACCCUACCUUGUCAGCCAGUUGACUGGAGGAGUGCUGGGGGCUGGAAUGGCCAAAGUCAGUAAAAAGUAAACUGCAAAAAUUCUGUAGUGAUGAAUGUUUGACAUCCUGUUAGUUCACACCGAGAUGGUUUCAUGAUGUUAUUUACAGUUAAACGAAGGUUUAGUUACAUUAUCAGAGUUUAUUCUAAAGGGGUCAUGUGGCUAAGUUAAAGUUAUUAAAAAGAACUUUAGCCAGGUAUGUUACGUUAUGUUACGUUACGUUACAUUACGUCAAAGCCACAUCUCAUUGUGUCCUGUAGGGGCAAAAAAAGUCAUGUCAUUUCAACUAUACACUAUGAUUUCAUAGAUUGCACAUCUGGUGACUUGACGCUAUGCUACAUUUCUAUAUAUUACAUGUGAUGUGUUAUGUACAGUUUAUUGUUAUAUGUUUUGUAACAGGUCAAUGUUAUAUCAGUUUACAUAGAUUUGUAUGACUUUGGUUUCAUUAUGUUCGGUAAGGUGGAAAUAAUAUAAGGCUGCAUUUACCUUGGUCACAUCACAACAUAUUACUUUUUGUUUAGUCGUUUUUUGUUACUUUUUUUCUAUGUUAUGUUUUUAAAUGUUUAAUAUGUUUGUCACGUUACAUUACGUUAUGGUACAUUAUGUUACAUAAGGUUAUGAUACAUCAUAUGCUAUGCUUUGGUACAUUUUGUUACAUUACACUUUGUCACAUACUUACCUUUGCAUUAUGUUAUUUAAUGGGAUAUGUUACAUUGUGUCACAUCUGAUUUGAUUACAUCUGUUCAGUCAGGCCAUUUAAAAUGUAAUUUUACAACUAUGUUGCUUUGCAUUGUUUCAUGUUGCAUCACGUUAUGACAUGUAAGGAUAUCAUGGGAUACGGUACUCUGGGCCAUGUAAGUUCAGUUUUAAUAAUUUAGGUUGGGUUUAGUUAGGUUAAACUCAUGCAGGUGAUGUUAAAUAAUCCCUGUCUUAUUCCUGUGAAGAAAAUUAGGGCUUUCUUACAAUGAAAUAAACCAUGUUAAUCUAAUCUCUGAUAUUAAAAUCAAGCUCAUCACAACUUCUACCUCACAGAUGAUGACCCCUGCAGAACGUUACAUCAACGCCACAGGAGCAGCGUUUGAUAUACUCAAGUCAGACAGUCAGCUGGCAGGCGCUGUCUUUGGGGAGGUGGCUAUGACCUGCUUAGUCACCAUGGUGGUGCUGCUGGUGGCAGUAAACCACAAGACCAAAACCCCGUUGGCCCCUUUCCUCGUGGGCUGCACUGUCAUCAUUAAUAUCCUGGCGGGGUAAGAUAAAGAAGGGGUAACCAUGUAUCUUAUAAUGCUUGAACAGGCUGCUAUUUGAAGGCAGCUCACUUGCCCUAGAAAUGUUAAAUGCCCUUAAAAAUUACUUUUUCUUUGUCUGGCGCCACUCUGUGGACAAAGUGUUCUAUCUCAUCUCUUAGUGGAUUUAUUGUGUUGUUGUGUUUUUUUGACUUUUUGAAGUCUUUUAGCUAACAGAUGCGUUACUUGCUUGGAAUCUUUGCCAUAGAAAGGACAAUAAAGGUCUCAAUCAUCUCUUUCAGACAUCUACGCCAUAACAGCAGUUUCCAAAAUUAAAAACAGAUACUUUCUCUUCUACUUAAUAUCUUCAUAUUGGCUAUACAUAAGCUACAAGAGCCCACUACACAGAACUACAAAAGAACAGACUUUUAAUUAAAACUCCAACAUUUAUAUUUAAUAUUAAUAUUCAACACUCAGCAUAUAUUAUAGAUGGUUAUUCAACAUUUGUAUUCAAUAUUUAACACAGAGUGAUUAUUAAACAAACAGAGUGAUAUCUAAUAUCUAUAUCUAUAUUUUACAUUUAAAUUUGACCAUGACGUUAUCUUUAAUACAUUUUUUUGCAUUAAUUAAAAAGAAAAUUUUAACAAUUAUUUAUCUUAAUGUAAUGUUAAAAAAAAAUACAAAAAUAGUUCACUCCACUUUUGAAAAAUACUGGAAGCUGGUUGAGGGACAAAUCCUCCUGCUUUUUCCAUAGGGGUAUCAAAUUCAACUCAGUUCCUGACAGGAGCUUUAAGGUUAUACAUUAAUUCGGGGGGCUUCUUAAUUUCUCUCAGACUGUAUUGAAUGCCCGAAAAUAAAAUGAUUUUAAAAAGAUCCUAUGAUUGAAAAAAGUGUAGAGACAAAAUUUCAAGUAAAUUGGAAACUGGAAAAUUUUAUUGUUGUAUAAAAAAAUACAUGCGUAAUCUAAAUCUAAUGUCAUGUUUCAAAAAGUGCAGUGAUAACAAAACACAGAAAAUUCCUGAGGAACAUCUUCCCUCAGGUUUAUUGCAGGUUAGCAACAUGACCGGGUGUAAAAAAGUAAAGGUUUAGAGUUUGCAGACGACACUUUUUGGAAGUCCUGGACACAAAGAGGAGAGGUGCCACCUUAUCAAUAGUGCUUAGUUCAAAAGCCAGCAGCAGGUGAUGGGCUUACACAUUUGGGGUGGAAUUAGCUACUUAUGCCGAACAAUUCAUACAGACUUUGAAGCAACAGAUAAUGCUUUUUCUGGGGGAAGGCCUCCUAUAUUUCAGCAGGAUGAUGCCUCACCAUAUUCUGCAGUGCAACAUAGCAAUAGAAGAGUAGUAGAAGAGUCUAGGUGCCAACUGGCCUGCCUGAAGUCCCAAUUUUUCACCCAGUGGAAUGAAAAAUACAUUAAACCUGCACAUGGUCUCCUUCAUUUCCAAACUUUCACUAUAUGUGUUAAAAAGUAAUGCAACAAAAUAGAACAAAUGCACCUGCCUUACCUUUUUGGUGAUAUGUUGCUGGUAUCAAAGUUAAAAUGGUGGUUUGUUUACAUAUAACAAUUCUUUAAUUUCAAUAUUUGAUGAAGUCUGAUGCUGAAUUUUAAUACUUUUGUUUAGAGGAGACAUAUCAGGAACAUGUCUGAAUCCUGCCAGGGCCUUUGGUCCGGCAGUGAUGACGAACUACUGGACCUAUCACUGGGUUUACUGGGUGGGACCUGUGGGAGGAGGUGUGGUAGCUGCUGCCCUCCUAAGGUAAGACCCUUGAAUGAAAUAAAUAUUUAUAUAUUGAAUUAAAAUAAGUUUUAAAAAAAACAAAAAAACGAACGAAGUUGACAAUGUUUCCUUUUUGUUUCAGGCUCAUUCUCGGUGAUGAAAGGUUACGGAUCGUCAUGAAAACAUGAGAUUUGUGUGUUUUAUUGCAAAGUGCGUUAAUGAACUGAAACCUUGUAUCAAUGCAGGCAAAUGCUUUUGAUUCAUGCCUUAGCAUAGGAUCAAGGCUAUCAAAUGAUUAAGGAUAUUGGUGGAGACUUUUUCAUGGAAUAAAGAUGUAAC
Xyrichtys novacula (pearly razorfish) is the source of this 3816-nucleotide messenger RNA. The record is from the annotation of a GenBank genome assembly. Lineage: Eukaryota; Metazoa; Chordata; Actinopteri; Labriformes; Labridae.